UCAGGAUCACACAACAAUAAUGAAUGGAAACACGUCGUGGCCAAGAAAGUUGAACAGCAGCUGAGAGUCAGUGGGACUGAAAGUUGUCUGUCGCAGGGGAAGGACAUGGAUUGGCAUGAAAAAUCUGAAAAUACUCGCCGGAGGAGAAAGCAGCUGAACUUCCAUCACUUUUAAAAUCAAGGUUUUUGAAGGCAGGACGGUGGAAUUACACUGUAAAUGGCACUUUUGGGGGGCAGUAAUAGGAGACUACUGCACUGUCAGCUUUUUAUCUCAGCGAGGAGACGUGGAUUACUCGGUUUCAUCCGUUGAUGACAUUGUUGGAAUACCUGUUGUUUUAUUUUGUUUUUAUGUUGUUGCUCGUUGGCUUAGCCUUGGUAUCGUUGAAGUGAGUUGAAGGAGGGAGAGAGUCCGUAGAGCUGGGGAGAAAAUGGGGAAUAUAGAGAGUGUGGAUGGACAGUCGGAGAUGAAGCAUCACAUCAUGCCUCUGAAGGUGCCCAUGCCUGAGCCCACCGAGCUGGAGGAGAAAUUUGCCAUUGUUUUGAAUUCUAUGAACCUGCCUCCAGACAAAGCCCGGCUCCUCAGGCAGUAUGACAAUGAGAAGAAAUGGGACCUGAUCUGCGACCAGGAGAGGUUUCAAGUGAAGAAUCCUCCUCACACCUACAUCCAGAAGCUGCGUGGAUACCUAGACCCUCGAGCCACUCGCAAGAAGUUUCGGAGGCGGGUGCAGGAAUCCACAAAAGUCUUAAGGGAGCUCGAGAUAUCACUGAGGACAAAUCACAUUGGGUGGGUCAGGGAGUUCCUCAAUGAUGAGAACAGAGGUCUUGACAUCUUGGUGGAGUAUCUGUCUUUCGCCCAGUGUGCUGUCAUGUUUGAUUUUGAGGGGCUGGAGAAUGGGGAGGAAGGCUUCUUGGACAAGGCUAAAUCUUGGAGCAGGUCUAUAGAGGAUCUGCACCAUACAGGCACCCAACCCUUCUGUAACACACUGGUGCGCUCUGCCCGCCAGUCUGUUCUCCGCUAUGGCUCAGCCUCAAAUACCAAAACCAUCAAAAACUCCCGCCUUGUGAGCCAAAAGGAUGAUGUGCAUGUGUGCAUCAUGUGCUUGAGAGCAAUCAUGAACUAUCAGUAUGGUUUCAAUAUGGUCAUGUCCCACGCACACGCGGUCAAUGAAAUUGCUCUCAGCAUGAACAAUAAGAACUCACGGACAAAAGCCUUAGUUCUUGAGCUGCUUGCUGCUGUCUGUCUAGUCCGUGGAGGUCACGAGAUCAUCCUCUCAGCAUUUGACAACUUCAAAGAGGUGUGUAAAGAGAAGCAUCGUUUUGAGAGGCUGAUGGAUUACUUCCGCUGUGAGGAGGGAAACAUCGACUUCAUGGUUGCUUGCAUGCAGUUCAUCAACAUCGUUGUCCACUCAGUUGAGGACAUGAACUUCAGAGUCCAUCUGCAGUAUGAAUUCACCAAGCUGGGGCUGGAUGAGUACCUGGAGAAAUGUAAACACACAGAGAGUGACAAGCUGUCGGUGCAGAUCCAGGCCUACCUGGAUAACGUGUUUGACGUGGGUGGUCUGCUGGAAGAUGCAGAGACCAAGAAUGCAGCGCUGGAGAAGGUGGACGAGCUGGAGGAGCACCUGUCUCAUGUGACGGAGAAGCUGCUGGAGGUUGAGAAUGAAACAAUGAUGAAGGUAGCUGAUCUGGAGAAAGUGCUCCUUCAGAAAGACAAGGACCUGCAAGCAAUACGGGAGACAUACGAGUCAACCAACACGCAGGUCAACACCCUGAGGAGGGUGAUCAAGGAGAAGGAUGCUGCCUUCCAGAGGCACUUCAACAUCGAGAGGAGGCUGCUGGAGCUUGAACAGCAAGGCACCAUUCGUUUGCACAAGAAACCUGAUGGAGACAUUGCAAUCGAGCCUCUUGGUGUGGGUGGUGGAGGUGGUGGUGGUGGUGGUGUGGGUGGUGGCGGCCUGGGGAUCCCUCUGGGUGACAUUGGGCAGCUCUCUCUGGGUCCUACAGCAGUGUCAACAGAACUUGGAGGACCAGACACCAGUUUACCACCAGCCAGUGAAGCUCCUCCCCCGCCUCCCCCACCACCACCACCUCCUCCUCCCCUGCCCUCUGCCACAGGCAUGGGUGCACCAAUUCCACCACCGCCGCCUCCUCUUGCUCCUCCUCUGCCAGAUGCUUCUCCCUCCGUUAUCCUUAGUUUGGGUCUUUCAGCUAUCAGAAUCAAGAGGCCCAUCAAGACUAAGUUCCGCCUGCCCGUGUUUAACUGGACGGCCCUGAAGCCCAAUCAGAUCAAAGGCACAGUCUUCAAUGAGAUCGAUGAUGAACGUGUGCUCGAGGAACUGGAUCUAGAGAGGUUUGAGGAGCUCUUUAAGACCAGAGCCCAGGGUCCUGUUGUGGAUCUCGCCUGCACAAAGAGCAAAGUUGCCCAAAAGGCAGUAAACAAAGUCACCCUCCUAGAUGCCAACCGCUCCAAAAACCUAGCCAUCACACUGCGAAAGGCAAACAAGACCACAGAGGAAAUCUGCAAAGCAAUCGAGAAGUUUGACCUCAAGACCUUACCUGUUGACUUUGUGGAGUGCCUGAUGCGCUUCCUGCCCACAGAGGCAGAGGUCAAGGUGCUGCGUCAGUACGAGCGUGAGCGGCGUCCACUGGACCAGCUCGCGGAGGAGGAUCGCUUCAUGUUGUUUUUCAGUAAGAUCGAGAGACUCACACAGAGGAUGAACAUCAUCACCUUUGUCGGCAACUUUGCGGACAAUGUGAACUUGCUCACUCCACAGCUCAAUGCAAUCAUUGCUGCUUCCGGAUCAGUUAAAUCUUCACCAAAGAUGAAGAGAAUGCUUGAGAUCAUCUUAGCUCUGGGCAAUUACAUGAAUAGCAGCAAGCGAGGCUGUGUUUAUGGCUUCAAAUUACAAAGUCUUGAUCUGCUGCUGGACACUAAAUCUACAGACAGAAAAAUGACAUUGCUCCAUUACAUUGCCCUAAUUGUGAAAGAGAAAUACCCUGAACUGGCCAACUUCUACAAUGAAUUGCACUUUGUGGAUAAAGCUGCUGCAGUAUCUUUGGAAAAUGUGCUGCUGGAUGUUCGAGAACUGGGUAAAGGCAUGGACCUGAUCCGGAGAGAGUGCAGUCUCCAUGACCACUCAGUGCUCAAAGGCUUUGUCCAGUCCAGUGAUACACAGCUGGACAAGUUGCAGAAGGACGCGAAGACAGCAGAGGAAGCCUUCAACAAUGUGGUGAACUACUUCGGAGAGAGUGCCAAGACGACUCCACCCUCAGUAUUUUUCCCUGUGUUUGUGCGCUUCAUCAAAGCCUACAAGGAUGCAGUGGGAGACAACGAACAGAGGAAGAAGCAGGAGGAAGCGAUGAGAGAAAAGUUAAUGGCUCAGGAGGCUAAACAGCAUGACCCUAAGGUCCAGGCCCAGAAGAAGAGACAGCAGCAGCAUGAGCUGAUCGCAGAGCUGCGUAAGAGGCAAGCCAAAGACCACCGGCCUGUGUACGAGGGCAAGGAUGGCACUAUUGAGGACAUCAUCACAGGUGGGACAGACAGCAUCCAUGUGGCUGCCAGCAGUCCUGGUCGCCCCAGGCCGAGGAUGACUGUGGUCAUUCACUGCUCAGCUCCUUUGAACUGCACCUUAUGCUACGUUGUCCAGACACAAGCACAUGUUGAGACCAGCACAUAGCAGUUCAGCAGUCGCUAGUUAUUCCACGACGGUCAGGGUACUAAAGUAUAAUCCGUAUUUCUGACAAAAUCAAAAAACCAAAAUACGGAAACAGCGCCCCCUUUUCCUUUUU
Solea senegalensis (Senegalese sole) is the source of this 3788-nucleotide messenger RNA. RefSeq names its product formin-like 3 (gene fmnl3). Gene Ontology annotation, molecular function: small GTPase binding; actin filament binding. The record is from RefSeq and is a predicted model, not a curated record. NCBI's taxonomy places the organism in Eukaryota, Metazoa, Chordata, Actinopteri, Pleuronectiformes, Soleidae. Bases 428 to 3676 code for a protein of 1082 amino acids. Gene Ontology annotation, biological process: regulation of cell shape; cell migration; cortical actin cytoskeleton organization. Gene Ontology annotation, cellular component: cytosol. The transcript is spliced from 24 exons.